AUGACACAGUUUUCUGAUCUCCCAUUCGAGUUACGCUCGACAAUCUGGAUGUUGACUAUCGAGCUGCGAACCGUCGAGAUUCGCUUCGAGAUUCGCUUCGAGAUCGGCAGAGUUCUCUUUGGCAAAAAGCGCCACGCCACACGCCUUGGUAUUCUGUAUGGUUCCUCACCCACGCUGGUGCCGGCUGCGCUUCAUACCUGCUACGAAGCCCGUAGUCUCCUCGCACAGCAUUACGAGCGAGCCUUUACGCAUGGAACUGAGCCUCGCUAUGUCUGGGUCAACUUCGACAUGGAUAUAGUUUCUAUCCGCAGAUCCAGCUUUGUCUGGACCGGACCAGAAGCGCCACGCAUUCGUCGGCUAAAGUUUGCGCGUGAGUGUGACGAAUACUAUUUCCACGAAGAGAAUUUGGAGCUGGCCAUGUUUUGCAAUGUACAAGAAAUCUACGUUGUCUGUGCCGAUGGGCCAGAGGCUUGGUAUCACGCUGAAGAUUCCCUCUACUGGCCGUGUCCGAGAGAAAAUGUGUGGCUCAUCAAUACAAAGACGAAUAAUACGGUGACUGUGGCCGAGAAUCAUAGGAGAGGUGAGAGAUAA
Trichoderma harzianum CBS 226.95 is the source of this 591-nucleotide messenger RNA. RefSeq lists its product as hypothetical. Lineage: Eukaryota; Fungi; Ascomycota; Sordariomycetes; Hypocreales; Hypocreaceae. The transcript has a single exon. The record is from RefSeq and is a predicted model, not a curated record. Bases 1 to 591 code for a protein of 196 amino acids.